GGGAAAAUGGCAAUAGGAGUCAGGGCUGGCCAUGGAUCCCCCUGGGGCAUGCCCUGGAGAAUGGUAAGAAAAUGACUUAAAGAGAAAAAAAUCUAUUUUAGUUAUUAAUUUUUUUUGGUGUGUUAAGUACAUGGGUUCAACCUGUGUCCUUCCCUCCCCAUCAACCCAAGACACAUCCUCUAGCUGCCACUCUAAUGAGGAUGGCCUCUUCCCUCCUCCAUGAAGCCCUAUCACAGAUACUUCCCAGCUCUGGUGUGACACUGGCCCCAUGCUGAUAGGUCUCUGCACAUUUUAGUUCUGGCUAUAAGCUUAUUCCUAACUGGGGUGGGCAGAUAGGAUUUGAGGAUGAGUGGGGUUUGGCUGCAUCCACUUGCAUCUCUAGUCAUGAAUAGCAGGGAAGAGGCGGGGCUCAUGUGUAAUGUAGCAUCAGAGGGAGGAAUCGCUUAUGUAACUGGGACAACAGAUUUAGCAGGUAGAGGAGGCAGAGGCUUUGGAUGGGAACAGUAAGCUGUCGGCAGGGGCAACAUGCCCGGGUGGUUGCUUCUCAUAAGCAGGGUGGCAACAUCCAGGGUCCCUGGGUCCGAGGCUGGAAGAGCCUCUGGUCAGGUGUGGGAACUACCAGGUCAGGUCUGGAAGAGCUGUGGGGACUACGGGGGCAUCAGUGCCUACACCAGGAGCCCCUGGAGCCGACCCCGUUGCUAAUAGAGAAGCCUCUGUCUGAGUGGCCAGUGCCUCAGUUCGUCAACCUUUUUCUGCCGGAGUUUCCCAUUAGGCCUCUUACAGGGCAUCACCAGCUGAAGAUUUUAGGACUUGUGGCUAAAGGCUCCUUUGGAACAGUCUUCAAGGUGCUAGAUUGUGACCAGAAAGCAGUAUUUGCAGUGAAGGUGGUGUCCAAGGUAAAGGUCCUACAGAGGGACAUCCUGAGGCAGUGCAAAGAGGAGGUUAGCAUCCAGCGACAGAUCAACCAUCCUUUUGUACACGGUUUGGGGGACAGCUGGCAGGGAAAACGACACCUCUUCAUUAACUUCUGGUCCUUUGCAGUGUGCAGCUACUGCAGUACAGAUCUGUGCUCCCUGUGGUCCUCUGUUGGCUGCUUGACUGAGGCUUCCAUCCGCCUCUUUGCUGCUGAACUGGUUCUGGUGCUGUGCUAUCUCCAUGAUUUGGGCAUCAUCCACCGAGAUGUGAAGAUGGAGAAUAUCCUUCUGGAUGAACGAGGCCAUGUGAAACUGACAGACUUUGGUUUGUCCCGCCACCUGCCCCAGGGAGCCCGAGCCUAUACUAUCUGUGGCACCCUUCAGUACAUGGCCCCAGAGGUCCUGAGUGGAGGGCCUUACAACCAUGCUGCUGACUGGUGGUCCCUGGGUGUCUUGCUUUUCUGUCUGGCAACUGGGAAGUUCCCAGUGGCUGCAGAGAGGGAUCAUGUGGCCAUGUUGGCAAGUGUGACACACUAUGAUUCUGAGGUCCCAGCUUCUCUUAACCAGGGGCUCUCACUCCUGCUCCAUGAGCUCUUAUGCCAGAAUCCCCUCCACCGUCUACGUUAUUUGCAUCACUUCCAGGUCCACCCUUUCUUUCGGGGUGUGGCCUUUGACCCAGAGCUCCUACAGAAGCAGCCAGUGAACUUUGUCAUGGAGACACAAGCUACCCAGCCCAGUCCAUCGGAGUCCAUGCUUUUCAAGAACUUUGACUGUAACCUGGAGUCCUACCUGGUCCAUCCCAGCCUUGCUUGAGCCCCUCUACUGUAGACUGGGGCCUGAGAACCCAAGGAUCUCCUCCACUGCCAACUCAGUAUGACCACUUUGAUGAUCUAGUUUGUUUUUACUCUGUAGCCUCUUACUAUUCUGUUGUUCUACUUGUUGGACCAGAGUUCAAAUCUUGCGCAUUCUGCUAUUGGCAGCCACAAUUGGCCCUACCCCUCCCUACUCCCUAAUACAACCCACCUCUCAAUUCAA
Leopardus geoffroyi (Geoffroy's cat) is the source of this 1949-nucleotide messenger RNA. It is a transcript of the gene RSKR, whose product is annotated as ribosomal protein S6 kinase related. Bases 495 to 1727 code for a protein of 410 amino acids. Lineage: Eukaryota; Metazoa; Chordata; Mammalia; Carnivora; Felidae. The record is from RefSeq and is a predicted model, not a curated record. The transcript has 12 exons. Gene Ontology annotation, biological process: protein phosphorylation. Gene Ontology annotation, molecular function: ATP binding; protein kinase activity.